AGUUUCACCGCCUUGCAUUCGGUUUCGCAGGCUGGUAUGAUGCGGCAGCGUGGGGCAACUUUGAGGCGGAAUAGGAGGGAAUAAAGUGGAUUUAAGUGGACUCCAAAGUUGCCCCCCAUCACGAGGAACGGGUUGUACCGUAAGGUCGGUGAAAACAACUGAAAAACAUGACCGAGCCUUUACGUUUCAUUGGCGGUGUGUGGCGCCGCUGUGCUCCUCAGCGAAGCCAUCCGGCGAACGGCGCGUCUUCUCCCCACAGAUUACUGGAUCUACCUGCUGGAAGCGGUGUCCACCUUCCAGCUCUGCUGCUGCACACAUGAGCUCAAACUGCUGGGCGAAACGCUCCAACUGGAGGCCUCAAUCGCCCUAACAAUCACAUACACCAUGACAAUCAUACAUUUAUCAACUUUCCGCGAAGCGACGUGCAACCCAAGCGGUGCCCUGGAGAGCGUUUGCCGCGGCAGCGGCAGCGUCAAAGCGGCUGGAAUCCUCAUCGCUUGUCAGUUCGCCGCUGGGUUCGCCGCGCAGUUUUUCGCAGCGUCUGUUUGGUCGCUUGGUCUUUCUGAGGUCCACAUCAAACACCAGAGGUUCGGGUUCCGGUGCUUCGACCCCCUUGGUGGGACUCUGCUGGAGGCAGCGGCGGUGGAGCUUGGUUGCGCCUUCUUCGUUCAAGCUGUCGCCAUGCACGUCCACAAGCUGUACGAAAAACUUCGUGUUCACUUCAUCGCUGCUGCCGUCACUGUUGUGGUUUACGCAGGUGGAAGUAUUUCUGGUGCCGUCUUUAACCCGGUCCUGGCCUUCUCCGUCCAGUUCCCCUGCAGCGGACACUCCUACCCAGAGUACUGCUUUGUGUACUGGCUCGGGCCGGUCCUGGGUGUGGCGAGCUGCAUCCUGCUGUUUGAGAAGAUCGUCCCUUUCCUCUCGGGAAAAAGCACCAUCAGAUUGGACAAACCUGCUGUGCAGAACCAGAAGAAGACCCAGUAACUGAUGAGAGGAAAGUCAAAAACAGUAGUGUCUUUUUAUUCCAGAAGUCUAAGUGGAUAAUAACAGGACAGCAUUUGAGGUUCAAACUAGAGAUUGUCAUUAAUGCACAUCAGGCAAAUGCUUACAAACCAGCAGUACUUAAGCAGACGUUAAGGCAAUAACAUUAGCUUUUAGUAUGCAAAUGAACACCAAGUGCUGAGAUUUAGCACCUUUUUAAAUAUUCUUCAGUGUCAAACUAAUCCAGUGACAGCAGUGUGUACAUGUUUGUAUUCACUGCAAACAGGAAGGGCUUCAGUGUACUUUUAAAGUUUCUAAUGGGACGUUUAAUAACUUAAGUUUGGUUUGAAGUGAAACUAAUUCAGGUACAGGCUGACAGAGAAUGAGAAUGGGGCCAUACCAUUCCUCAUCUGACGAACUAGGAAGCCACGACAUAAACAUGAGGAACACCUCACCACACCUGUUUUACCAGCUCAACCUCGAGUCCUUGCAUCUGCUCUUAAACAGCACUGGUUUCAUGUGAACUGGCAUUUCAGCGUUGCCCUCUUUGAGAGUUGUUGCUUUAACACCAAUACAAAUGACAGUACUGUGAUGGAACCAAAACUCCAUGCUAAUUGUUAUUUUAUAUUCCAUUUUGACUUUAAAAUGAUGUUUUUAUAGAUCUCAUACCAGACGUAAGGUCAUUAAUUUAACUUUACCUCAUUUUUGCCAAAUGUUUUUCACAUGAAGACUGUCAAAAAUCACUACGGAAGAACUUUAUAUAACUGUGAUUAAUUCACUGACACAAUCACUGCUUUACGAGCACACUAAUGAACCAAAGUGCACACUGAUAAACAUGGGGAUAAAAGUGGUUAAUAUGCAGGUGGUUAUUACAUUACAGCCCCCAGAUUAUUGCCUUCUCUUUGCACUUUCAUAAGCCCGUUUUAUUAUAUUACAAUGUCAUACCUGCACAUGCUGGGACAGAAGAGAUGCUCAAUGUUUCUAAAUAAAAACAUAUAAAAUAGAUGGAAAACUAUUUGAAAUAGAACAAAAGAUGUAAUAAAUUCAAUGCAGUUAAAUAUAAAAGACAAUAAAAUGUGUCAGACUUUAAAGUAAUGUAAAAUUAAAUGAAAGGCAAUCAAACAUUUAUAAAUACAAGUCAAAAAAAGGUGAUCAAUUACAAAAAAAACAUAUUUAAAAGCAAAAUUAAAGAAAAUACACAAACAUUUUUUAAAAAUUAAAUAGCAGACAAUAUAAUAAUACAAAAUAACUCUAAAAUAAAUCAUAUAAAUAUAUAUAUUAUCAUAUUAAAUAUGCUAAAAGUCAGGGUUAGUUUUAGGGAGUGCACAUUAUUCCCAUUUAACCUUAAAUAAAAAGGGCUUUGGUGGAGGUUAGUAAGGGUUGAAGGGAAACACAGAGGUUUGUUUUAGUUUUAUUAAGUUUAAUGUCAGUUUAUUACGCACAAUUAUUACAGCAUUCAAUUUCCUCACGUUGGGAAUUACACUAACAUGUUUCUGACACACUUGACGACAAAUAAAUGUAACUUUUUAUUUCAUUAAGAUGACCAAAGCUUCAGUUUCCUGCUUACUAUUUUCAUUUUACUGCAUAAAUCAUGUGGCUGUUAGCGUUGUGAAUAAUAACUGAUGUCGUCUUUGAGGGGAAUAUUGUCUGACUUCUAGUUUAAGGUGCUUUUUUUCCCAUUAAAAACUACACUUGUCGUUCUGUGAACCAAAGACAGAUUAAUUUACAACGUUAAUACCUCUGGAGUCUGGAUGAUAAGGAUAUUAAAGAUAAAGUGAAUAAACGUGUUUCUGUCGUCAGAUUGCUAUAUAUUUUUAAAUAACAGGUUUGGUAUAAUGUUGUAAUUUAAAUGCAUUUGUAAUAUAUUGAAUAAAACAUUUUCUGAAAUAUCUCAA
Eleginops maclovinus (Patagonian blennie) is the source of this 2876-nucleotide messenger RNA. Its product is annotated as aquaporin-11-like. The coding region runs from base 385 to 984 and encodes 199 amino acids. The record is from RefSeq and is a predicted model, not a curated record. Gene Ontology annotation, cellular component: cytoplasm. NCBI's taxonomy places the organism in Eukaryota, Metazoa, Chordata, Actinopteri, Perciformes, Eleginopidae. Gene Ontology annotation, molecular function: channel activity. The transcript is spliced from 3 exons.